This is a messenger RNA of Gastrolobium bilobum, 2629 nucleotides long. Its product is annotated as probable methyltransferase PMT26. Lineage: Eukaryota; Viridiplantae; Streptophyta; Magnoliopsida; Fabales; Fabaceae. Gene Ontology annotation, cellular component: trans-Golgi network; cytoplasm; endosome. Bases 20 to 2488 code for a protein of 822 amino acids. Gene Ontology annotation, molecular function: methyltransferase activity. The transcript is spliced from 8 exons. The record is from RefSeq and is a predicted model, not a curated record.
CAUUGCGCCCUCUGACAACAUGGCUCAAGGGAAAUAUACUAGAAUAGACAAUAAACGAUCUUCGAAUUACUGUUCGACAGUGUCUAUUGUUGUGUUUGUGGCUCUAUGCUUGGUUGGGGUUUGGAUGAUGACAUCAUCCUCUGUAGUUCCUGUGCAAAAUGUAGAUGUGUCUCAGGAGAAUAAGAAUGAGAUGAAAGAACAGCCAACUGAAACCACUAAUAGCAAUACUCGACAGUUUGAAGAUAAUCCGGGUGACCUGCCUGAGGAUGCAACCAAGGGGGACAGUAGUGUCAACUCUGAAAACAACUCUGAUGUGCCAGAAAAACAGGAAGAGAAAUCGGACGUAAAGCCUGAAGAGAAGUCUUCUGAAGAUACUAAGACAGAAGAUACUGAAUCAAAUGAGUCUGAGAAGAAACCCGAUUCUGAUGAGGGCGAGAAGAAACCCGAUCCGGAUGAGGGCGGGAAGAAACCCGAAUUCGAUGAGAGCGAGAAGAAAUCUGAAUCAAAUGAUAACAAGCAGUCUGAUUCAGAUGAAAGUGAAAAGAAAUCUAAAUCAAAUGAUAACAAGCAGUCUGAUUCAGAUGAAAGUGAAAAGAAAUCUGAUGACCCAAGUGAAAACAAAUCUGAUGACUCAAGUGAAACAACAGAUAAUAGGACUGAAGAAAAGGUGGAACAAAGUGGUAAUCAAGAGUCUGCUGAAAGCUCUAAUGAGAAGAAAACAGAUGACAAUGCCAACAGCCAGAAUUCAAAUGAGGUAUACCCUUCUGGGGCCCAGUCAGAGCUUCUAAAUGAAAAUACCACUCAAAAUGGUUCUUGGUCAACUCAGGCUUCAGAGUCAAAGAAUGAAAAGGAGUCUCGAGAGUCCUCCAAGCAAUCUACUGUGUACAAUUGGAAACUCUGCAAUGUCACUGCUGGCCCUGACUACAUCCCUUGCCUCGACAACUUGAAAGCGAUUAGGAAUCUUCCGACUACUAAACACUAUGAACAUCGAGAAAGGCAAUGUCCGGAACAACCUCCUACCUGCCUUGUCUCUCUUCCUGAAGGAUAUAGACGCCCAAUUGAGUGGCCCAAAAGCAGAGAGAAGAUAUGGUAUUACAAUAUUCCACACACUAAGCUUGCUGAAUAUAAGGGGCACCAGAAUUGGGUGAAAGUUACAGGCGAGUACCUUACUUUUCCUGGUGGUGGAACUCAAUUCAAACAUGGUGCACUUCAUUACAUUGACACUAUACAACAGUCUGUGCCUGAUAUCGCUUGGGGCAAACAAUCACGUGUGAUAUUAGAUGUUGGAUGUGGUGUUGCCAGCUUUGGUGGCUUUCUCUUUGAAAGAGAUGUACUUACAAUGUCAUUGGCACCAAAAGAUGAACAUGAAGCUCAGGUACAAUUUGCACUUGAAAGGGGAAUUCCUGCUAUAUCUGCUGUGAUGGGCACAAAGAGGCUUCCUUUCCCUGGGAAAGUAUUUGAUAUAGUUCAUUGUGCACGCUGUAGAGUUCCAUGGCAUAUAGAAGGUGGUAAACUUCUUCUGGAGCUGAAUAGAUUAUUGCGACCUGGUGGUUUCUUUGUAUGGUCUGCCACUCCUAUUUAUCAGAAGCUUCCCGAAGAUGUUGAAAUAUGGAAUGAAAUGAAGGCACUGACAAAAGCAAUGUGCUGGGAAGUUGUGUCCAUCAGCAAGGAUAAACUUAAUGGAGUUGGUAUAGCUGUAUACAAGAAGCCAACUACUAAUGAGUGUUAUGAGAAACGUUCUAAGAAUCAGCCUCCUAUAUGUCCAGAUUCCGAUGAUCCUAAUGCAGCAUGGAACAUUCCAUUGCAAGCUUGCAUGCACAAAGUGCCAGUGAGUUCCACAGAACGUGGGUCACAUUGGCCAGAGCAGUGGCCAGCAAGACUGACCAAAGCACCUUACUGGUUGACAAAUUCUCAGGUUGGAGUUUAUGGAAAGCCUGCCCCUGAAGAUUUUAUUGCUGAUUAUGAACACUGGAAACGUGUAGUUUCCAAGUCUUAUCUAAAUGGGAUGGGAAUUAAAUGGUCCAAUGUGCGGAAUGUCAUGGACAUGAGAUCAGUCUAUGGAGGGUUUGCUGCAGCUUUGAAGGAUUUGAAUAUUUGGGUCAUGAAUGUGGUUUCAGUAGAUUCCCCAGACACUCUUCCCAUUAUUUAUGAACGAGGUCUUUUUGGCAUAUAUCAUGAUUGGUGUGAAUCAUUUAGCACCUAUCCAAGGUCCUAUGAUCUACUCCAUGCAGAUCAUCUGUUUUCAAAGCUUAAGAAAAGGUGCAAUUUUGAAGCGGUAGUGGCUGAGGUUGAUCGGAUUCUCAGGCCCGAGGGAAAGCUUAUUGUCCGGGACACUGUUGAGAUCAUUAACGAGCUUGAGAACAUGGUGAAGUCGAUGCAGUGGGAGGUUCGCAUGACUUACUCUAAAGAUAAGGAGGGCUUUUUAUGUGUCCAGAAGUCCAUGUGGCGGCCUAAAGAGUUGGAGACACUCAAGUAUGCUAUUGGUUAAGCGCGGAUGAGAUUUCAACAAGAGAAUUAGGUGAUUUUUUGGUUUUGGCUGCUCAAAGUUCUUGUAAAAUUGAACUUCCACCAUUAUUUAUGUAUUAUUAUAGUUAGGCAUUCACGCAUUCGUCUUUUUGCCUUUGGUAAU